Molecule: messenger RNA, 315 nt
Organism: Verticillium alfalfae VaMs.102
Lineage: Eukaryota; Fungi; Ascomycota; Sordariomycetes; Glomerellales; Plectosphaerellaceae
Exons: 3
Coding region: 1-315 (104 amino acids)
Biological process (GO): fatty acid metabolic process
Molecular function (GO): long-chain fatty acyl-CoA binding
Source: RefSeq, a predicted model, not a curated record
AUGUCUGUUCCCCAGAGCGAGGCCUUCAAGACUGCUGUCGUCGACAGCCAGAAGCUCACUUCCAAGCCGAGCAACGACGAUCUCCUCCAGCUUUACGCCCUCUUCAAGAUUGGCAACGGCGAGGACAUCAGGCAGUCCCCCUCGCCCGGCAUGUUCGACCUCAAGGCCAAGGCCAAGAGGAGUGCGUGGCAGAAGGAGACCGACGCCGGCACCACCGCCGAGCAGGCUCAAGCCAAGUACGUCGAGCUCGUCAACAGCCUCAAGGAGUCCCACGGCUACGAUGCCGACAAGGUUCCCGAGUCCGUCGGCGCCUAA